GAUUUGUUGCGUUUUAUUCACUUGUUUUGCUUCCCCCAAAUCUAAUACAAUUGCGACACCGGGCAGCAAUCUCUCUCUCUCUCUCUAAAAUGGACGAAGUGAUGACGGCCGCUGAUGCGUCGUCGAGCUUCCGAUCGGCAUCAUCCCAGCCAUCCAUCAUCCCCUCCAACGUUCCUCUCCUCUCCGCUUUCCUUUCCCUCGCCCUCGCUCAGUUUCUCAAGCUCUUCACCACCUGGUUCAAGGAGAAGAGAUGGGAUUCUAGAAGGAUGCUUGGGUCAGGUGGGAUGCCCUCAUCACAUUCAGCAACUGUGACGGCUCUUGCGGUUGCCAUUGGCUUGGAAGAAGGAACCGGAGGGCCCGCAUUUGCUAUUGCAGUGGUCUUGGCAUGUGUUGUAAUGUAUGAUGCUUCUGGAGUAAGACUUCAUGCUGGUCGCCAAGCCGAAUUACUGAAUCAAAUUGUGUGUGAGCUACCUCCGGAACACCCUGUCUCUAAUGUUAGACCUCUACGAGAUUCACUUGGUCACACUCCACUUCAGGUUGUUGCAGGUGCGAUGUUAGGGUUUAUGGUAGCAUUGUUCAUGAAAAGUUCCAGUUAGCAGAUAUGAUAUAGUGAAUGGCGGUGCUUGGGCCUUAACAGUGGACAGUGAAAAGCUUUUGGCGUCGACGCAAGUUUUCGUGUACAUAGAAAUGGAAUUCGAAAGAAGUUGCAGACCUUAGUGAAUCUGCUUGUAAUUGUUCAGGGUCUUAAUUUGAUGUUUGCAUACUAGACUUCAUACGCUUGGAUGAACGUUAAAUAUAAUUGGUUCCUCAUUGUUGGUGAAAACAAAUUGUUUAUAUAUUGCCCUUGUCUUCAAAAAAUCAUGGAUUGAGACUGUCCCCCAGCUUCAGAUGA
This is a messenger RNA of Juglans microcarpa x Juglans regia, 892 nucleotides long. RefSeq lists its product as uncharacterized. NCBI's taxonomy places the organism in Eukaryota, Viridiplantae, Streptophyta, Magnoliopsida, Fagales, Juglandaceae. The record is from RefSeq and is a predicted model, not a curated record. The transcript has 5 exons. The coding region runs from base 90 to 596 and encodes 168 amino acids.